GCGGAUCUAGUCGGCCCGUCGCAGAGCCAUGGCGUCGUCUGCCCGAGGACGCCUCAGUGUGAUUCAGCGGCACUUGACAUCUCACAAUGCGGGCUCAGGACACCAAGAGGACACGAAAAGCUCUAAUGACAUUGCAGAUAAUGGCCGCGCCCAGGAAGAAGGGCAUGUCAGAGAGGCAAACACCGACGGGAAGGGGAGAAACGUGGCCUUCGUAGCGGCUUCGUGGCGGCCAACGUCGGGCAGCGACGAUGACGGAGAGGAGGCGGCGCUGAAGACUCUGCCCAAGAGACGGCAAGAACUGCUGAAAUGGAAUGGCUGGGGAUACAGAGACUCCAAGUUUACUGUACACAAGGAGAAGGAUUACUAUGUGGCCUUCACAGGAAACAGAUACAAGAUCGGGAACAUGGUGCUCCCACACUUUGCUCAAUGGGUGAAAGACACCUUAGGGGUAAACUUUGACGACUGCACGCCCCCACAGGAACCUCCCUUACCACACCAGUUUCCAGAGCCCAUCCUUCAGCAAGAUUUCAUGUCUGAGCUGGAGACCCUAGGGAUUGCACAUUCCCUUGACGGAGAAGAUCGUUUGUUCAGAGCACACGGGCACACCCUGGCGGAAAUUUUCACUCUGAGGGAGGGCAUGUUUCCCAGGAUUCCUGACCUAGUUGUGUGGCCAAAUAAUCACAGUGAAGUAGAGAAGCUUGUCAACAUGGCUUCCAGACACUGUGUGGUGCUGAUUCCAUUUGGGGGAGGAACAAGUGUAUCAGGAGCUCUUCUGUGCCCUGAGGAGGAGGGCAGAAUGAUUGUUUCGCUGGACACCUCUCAGAUGUGCCGUAUUCUGUGGGUGGACGAUAAGAACCUGACAGCCAGGAUAGAAUCUGGGAUCAUUGGCCAGGAUCUUGAGCGCCAACUUCAUGCACGAGGGUACACUGCAGGCCAUGAGCCUGAUUCCUAUGAAUUCUCUAGUCUUGGAGGCUGGGUUGCAACACGAGCCUCAGGAAUGAAGAAAAACAUAUACGGCAACAUUGAAGACCUUGUUGUUCAGGUGAAGGCUGUGACACCCAAAGGAACAGUAGAACGUUACACAGCAGGCCCAAGAGUCUCUGCAGGGCCUGAUGUUCAACACUUUAUCAUGGGCUCAGAGGGAACCCUUGGAGUGAUCACAGAAGUUACACUGAAGGUGCGUCCUCUGCCAGUGGUGCAGAGGUAUGGGUCUAUUGUAUUCCCAGAUUUUACAAGAGGCGUGAACUGCAUGCGUGAAGUUGCUCUUCAUCGGUGCCAGCCUGCUUCCAUUCGGUUAAUGGAUAAUGAACAGUUCAAAUUUGGUCAUGCACUUAAGCCUCCAACUGGAUUCAUUGGCCUUGUUAGUGAAGGAAUAAAGAAGAUGUAUAUAACUCGUAUUAGGGGCUUUGAUGUACAUACCAUGUGUGUAGCCACCCUUCUUUUUGAAGGCUCAGAGUAUGAGGUGGCAGCACAAGAGAAGAGGAUUUAUGACAUUGCCCUCAACAAUGGGGGCAUUCCAGCUGGGGAAGCUAAUGGCCAGAGAGGCUACAUGCUAACCUUUGUUAUUGCAUAUAUAAGGGAUCUUGCCUUUGAUUAUGGCAUAGUAGCAGAAUCCUUUGAAACCUCUGUGCCCUGGGAUCGUGUUCAAGCCCUUUGCCACAAUGUUAAGCAUCGGAUUACUUCAGAAUGCACAGAGAGAGGAAUCAAGCACUUCUUUGUGACAUGCCGUGUCACACAAACCUAUGAUGCGGGUGCUUGUGUCUAUUUCUAUUUUGCUUUCAACUACCGAGGCUUGUCUGAUCCUGUGCAUGUUUAUGAGGAAAUUGAGGGAAAUGCUCGUAAUGAAAUCCUAGCCUGUGGAGGCAGCAUCUCCCACCACCACGGUGUUGGGAAAGUCCGACGACAAUGGAUGAACCAGACUAUAUCUGAGCCUAGUCUAGGAGCUCUGAAGGCUGUCAAGGAGUAUUUUGAUCCUGAUAACAUAUUUGCAAAUGGAAACUUGCUUUAAUGUUCCAGAAGAAUUUUGGAUUUCCCUUAUUUUUCCAUUUCACCCCAUGAAGGAGCACAAUUUGCAUUAUCUUGUUUUUGUUGCAAAUAGCAAUGUGAUUUAUGUAAUAUUUGAUGUUAAUAUUCUUUUAUUUUGAUUUUAUUGAUCCAGAUUAUUAAUGAAUGUUGCCUUACACAGCACACUUUUAUGUAAAAAAAAUAUAUGACCAUUAUUGUUAUUGCAUUUUGGUAUAAGUGGUAAUGGAAAUUACUUAACAUACAAGAAGGUAAUUAAACAUUUUAAUAUGGAAUGCUUUUAAGUUUUGAAUAUUGUAUUAAUAUUGAACAUUAUGCUAUAUCCUUAGGUAUUCAGAGACUGUUGUCUGGACUUGAUCGUGUAGUGGUAGUUAGGCAAAUGCAGAUUAUAUGGAAUUAGACUUUGAAUGAAAGUAUGAAGAUGAGUGGUGUUAGAGUUAGAAUGAUUUUGUACAGAUGCUGUUCAUGGGUGCAUUUGUGAAUGAAUGUGACCAUUUUUAUUGAAUUUUAUGCAGAUACUGGUUAUGGAUAAUUUUAUCCAUGUUUAUGUAAUGCUUGGUUGUAUAGUUAGUUGUGUUGUGAAAGUGGUUUGGAAAUCUGAAAAAUUGUUUGGAAGUAGUGCGUAAACAAAACAAAACAAAAAAAUCUGAAUGGUGCAUAGUAAAACUUAAUAAUAUAUUUGUAAUAAUAAUACAAAUUACAUAUUUCAGAUUCCAUGAAUAUGAAAUAUUUACUGCAGAUUUUUGUCAAAUUCACAAAACUGAUAACAGCUUGACUUGAUAAUUGUUCUUUCAAAAGUGAAGUGCAUUGAGAUAACACAAAUUCAUGAUGUAAAGGAAAAAGGCAACAAACAUUUAAACUUUCGAAUAUGCCAUAACAGACAUACUAUACCUCAUAAAAACCAAUUGCAUUUUCUACUUGCCAGACAACUCUAUAUUUAGCAGUCGUGAUGACGUAUAUAUACUUACUGAUGCCGAGACCAAAAUAUCUAAUAAUGGCCAGAAAUAAUGUGUGUAACAUUUUUCUUUACAAACUGAUUAUAUGAUUCAGUAGGUUAAAUAUUUUCAGAAUAUUUUCAAAGUUGUGAUUAAACCUAGUCACAAAAUUCUACCAACAUGUAAUUACCUUUCAUCAUCUUAAAGUAUGCCCCCAUUUGGGAGUUUUCUUUAUCCACCUCUCCUUUCUUUUUCUUUCUGUUGAUCUUUUGUGUGCAGAUAUGUACUCAGAUUUGCAAUAAAAAAUAAACUUACUGGAAAUACA
Messenger RNA from Penaeus indicus, 3282 nucleotides. It is a transcript of the gene Agps, whose product is annotated as alkyldihydroxyacetonephosphate synthase, peroxisomal-like. The coding region runs from base 29 to 2008 and encodes 659 amino acids. The transcript is spliced from 13 exons. Gene Ontology annotation, molecular function: alkylglycerone-phosphate synthase activity; FAD binding. Gene Ontology annotation, cellular component: peroxisome. The record is from RefSeq and is a predicted model, not a curated record. Lineage: Eukaryota; Metazoa; Arthropoda; Malacostraca; Decapoda; Penaeidae. Gene Ontology annotation, biological process: lipid biosynthetic process.